Molecule: messenger RNA, 904 nt
Organism: Cutaneotrichosporon oleaginosum
Lineage: Eukaryota; Fungi; Basidiomycota; Tremellomycetes; Trichosporonales; Trichosporonaceae
Source: RefSeq, a predicted model, not a curated record
AUCCUCAUCAUUCAGCAUCCACCCGGCCAUGACAUCCCAGGCCCAGCUUCUUCCGUCUCUCUAUGCCCUCCUCCCCGCCGAGCAGCUCGAGCUCAUGCUCGCGCGCCUCUCCAACACCGCCCUCCACGUCGAGCCAUACCACGUCCGCGACAGUGUGUAUGUCAACACCAACCCCGUGAUUCCCGGACAGCACAGGACUCUGCGCCUACGAGGACGUAAGCGCCGCCGCCGCCGCACGCGCGGUACGCCUCGCUGGGCCGGUGGGCUCGAGGACGAGGCGGUCGAUCGCUGGGAGUACUCUCUCGCGUGGAUGAGCCCUCCGCUCCUGGGACGAGAGUAUGCCGACAUGCAUGUGCAGGCGUGCAUAUCGCUCGAGGUGGCGGGGCUUAGUACGCGGGAAGAGGUCGAAGAGUAUGUUGAGGGACUAGGGUUUAAACACCAGCAUACAACGACGCGUGUCGGCCACCUCUUCUCCCUCCCGAUUGCGGGCUUUACAACCACGCUCCAGCUCACGGUCACCCGCGUACUCGGUGACGAGGGGUUGUCCAAGACGGCCGAGCCGUACUUUGUUCAGAUGACGCCCGCGCGACCCGUCAGCACGACAGCGGAGCGUGGCCUCCUCACGCUGCAGGACGCGAUGCGGGUCAUGCAGGAGACAGCAGGGCGGAUUGAGGGCCUCAAGUGGGAGACGGGGAAGGAUGGAGCGGCCGUCCCAGCAAGGCGAUAGCGAUGGCGGCCGCGGGGUCGGCGAACAGUGAAGUGUUCGGCGUCUCCAGCGGGUCGGGCACCUCCGCGCCGAGGAAUGCCAUCGACCAGCUGCGACACGCUGCGGUGUAGUCGGCGUAGUGUACUAUAGCAGAUAGAAGAGCUAGAAGACUGCAUGCCAUCUCAAGUACAUGGCCAC